This is a messenger RNA of Musca domestica (house fly), 3305 nucleotides long. RefSeq lists its product as uncharacterized. The coding region runs from base 184 to 645 and encodes 153 amino acids. Lineage: Eukaryota; Metazoa; Arthropoda; Insecta; Diptera; Muscidae. The record is from RefSeq and is a predicted model, not a curated record. The transcript is spliced from 3 exons.
AACAUGUUUGAAAUAACAAGAAACUUUUUACGCGACAACUUUUAUUUAGGUUAGCCCAAUACGAAUUUAAGUAUUAAAUAUUCCAUAUGGCAGCUGUUGUAAUAGAGAAACAAAGAAGAAAAGAAAAUAGACAAAAAGGAAAGAAAAUAGCAUCUUGCAACGAAAAAGAACAAAUUAUCAAAAAUGUCUUCAAUCAGAAGAGUUUUUAACAAAGACUGGACAAAUGAAAGUUGGGCCAAAGGGUGGUUGAAAUCAAUACGAGAAGCACCUGUGGCACAACAAUCAACAACAAAAACCUCGUGGUGUUCUGCUUGCAAUUUAUCAUUGGAAUCGCAUAAAAAAGACCUGCGGAAACAUUCCGAAACUAAACGCCACAAAAACAACAUGGCAAUAAUACACACUUAUCCAUCGCUUUCCGACUGUGGUGUUGUGCCUAUUUCCAAUACGUCAAAAAUAUUAGACAUUAAACUGGCAGUGUUCGUAGCCAAGCAUACAGCUAUUGCAUCUAUUGACCAUUUAAGUGAACUGCUGAAAACUGCAGCAACACAUUCUAAUCCCUUCGAAAAUAUUAAACUGCACCGAACGAAAUGUAGCGCAAUUAUAAAAUCUGUUGUUGGCCCAACAAUUAUAGAGGAGCUUGUGUAAGAUAUAGGAAACUCUAGAUAUUCCCUGAUUGUCGACGAGUCAACAGAUGUUUCACAAAUGAAAUGGUUUUGUAUAUGCAUACGCUAUUUUAGCGAAAAGAAAGGUAAAAUUGUUAAUGACUUUGUUGGAAUAUUUAUAGUAGAAGAAGCAAAUGGUGAAAAUCUCUAUAAGAGUUUUAAAGACUACAUAAAAAACAUAGGUUUGAAAAUGUCAAACAUGUUGGCAAUUGGAACGGAUGGUGGAUGCAAUUUAUGUAGCAAGAAUAAAUCAUUAUUUGCGCAUUUAAGAAAAGAUAUACCCAAACUUAUCCUAAUAAAGUGUACGUGUUACUCCCUCCAUCUAUGUUGUUCGAAAGCGUCCAAAGUAAUUCUUAGUACUGCGGAAUUUAUUGUUAAAGAGCUUUAUGGAUAUUUUAGCAAAAGUUCUUUGAGGAACGUAGAAUACAUGCGGGCAUUUGAAUUAAUAAAUACAGGCAAUGACAGCAUCAGAUACCGAAAACUUGUACAACUGUCAAAUACUCGGUGGCUAGCUUAUGCAGGUGCAGUCAGACGUAUCCUAGAACAGUGGAUUGAAUUAAAUAUUACUUUUCAGUCACUAGUACUAAAGAAAAAGACCAUAUGGCUAAAAUGCUACAUCAGGAAAUGAAUGAUGACAAAAAUAGACUCUUUUUAAUAUUUAUUAAUCCGAUUAUUAACGAAAUGAAUCAAUUGAAUUUGGAUUUUCAUUCUGAUUCUGUUGAUUCUGGAAGUUUAUAUGACAAAAUGUAUCAAACUCUUAUUUCGACUUGCGCUAAGGUUUUUACACCAGCAGCUAUGAACUGCUUAAAAAAUGUGGAAGAUAUAAGCGAUGAUAUAAUUAUUGAAGAAACGAUGUUACUUCCGACAAGUGCAGUAGAUUUUGGUUCCGAAUUCGAAAGUGAAUUAAUAAAUAGUAAAUUGGAAAUUGUCGAAAAAACAAUGUUAAAAGAAACCUGUUUUCAGUAUUUUAUUAAUUGGAAUAAACUCCCCUUUACCGAUUGGAACGCCUAAAGUAUACAGUUUUCAGGACGCGUCUGGCACAUAUCAUUAUAAGGAAUUGGCACAAGCAGUUCUAAAUAUGCUUAGCAUCCCAACAAGCAAUGCAUGCAUCGAACGCGUAUUUUCAAUUAUGUCAUUGACAAAAAAAAAACUUCGCAGCAGAAUACAAUACGAACUAUUAGAAUCUUUACUAAGAGUAAAUAUAUACUUUAACAUAAAUGACAAUUGCUGUCAGUCUUUUACGCCUUCAAAAGAAAUGUUAAAUAAAUUUAAUUCCAAAUGUAUGUAUAGUAUUUCACAAACCAAGGAUAAUGAUAAUGAAUCAGAAGUUUAUGAACUAAUGAAUUUUUAAAAUACAUAUCUAUUACUUUAUUGUAACUUGUUUUCAAAAAACUAAAUUUUUAAUAUGUUUUGUUCAUAUAUAUUAUAUAUAUAAAACAAUCUUUUCUUUCGAAACUGAAAACUGAUAUCCAUUUAAAUUUAAUUUGACUUUUUGUUAUUUUUUAUUUAAUAAGUUAUUUACAUGAAUAUGUUUUUAUGUUUGAAUUGUUAUGUUUCUUAUGUUUGAAUUGUUUUUAAUAAAUAAAUUGCAUUGUAUUUAAGGGCAAUAGGGGAUUUUUUAAUUAAAAAUAUUUGGGGAAAAUGGGGAUUUAUCAAUAAAAUAAAUUUGGGGACAAAUGGGGAUUUAUAAGUAAAAUUUUGGGGACGGAAAAAAAAUUAUCUGGGAACCCUGCUCCCAAGUGUUGAUGCAUCUACCUGUAUUCUUCUGCCAUGUAAAUGCCUGAGAGUACGCUCAGGAAAAUGCAUGGUACAAGAAUAUAUGUAGUCGCUGGGACAAUGAACCGCCAAACCGAUUUUCGAAUUGAAAAUGUUGAAUGAAAAUUUAUUGAAAUUGUUAAAAAUUGCGUAUCAUAACAACCUCCGAUUUGGAUUGUAUAAAAAGAUAUAUACUUAUUUUUGGCAAAACAUUAAAAAAAUUGACGCAUCACUGUUUCCAAACGUUGAUGCAUCUACCAGUAUUCUUCUACCAUGGGAAAAUGGCAUUUAGUAGGACGCAUGGUAGAAAAAACAGGUAGAUGCAUCAAAUUUUUUCCCAGCAGCUGUAUCGACGCGUCUACCUAUAUUCUUCUACCAUGGUAGGACGUAGAUUUGCGCAAAUAAAAAUAUCAAAAUACUUUGAUUUUCCACCAAGCAAAGCCGACAACAAAUGUGUGUAGCCGACGAAAGCCGAUUAGACUCACAUGGACACACACAUAUAAGCUGCUUGACGAAAAAAUUUGAACGUCUCCAGGGCACUUAAACAAAACAAAAACGAAUAAUGAACAAACAUCAAAGUGAAACAAAAACAAAGUUUCGAAGAAUGAAGCAACCAAAUGAAGAAUAAAGUCUACGUUUGAUUAAAAACAAGAAUUAUACUGCAAAAACAUUUCAAAAUACAAGUUUAAUAAAAGACUUAUACUUUUCAUAUAUUUUUUGUUAAUACAUAACCAUGGUACAAUAAAAAGGUAUAGCAAAGCUGUCAGCUGAUUACAAAUUUUUCCUGUCAAAUGUAUUUUGAUAUUUUUGUUUUGAUUAUCAGGUUAAUUAUAAAAUCAAAAAGAAAAAAACUUAUUGAAUAUAAAUUUGAAUUAAACGUUUGAUGAA